Molecule: messenger RNA, 1608 nt
Organism: Botrytis porri
Lineage: Eukaryota; Fungi; Ascomycota; Leotiomycetes; Helotiales; Sclerotiniaceae
Exons: 6
Coding region: 1-1608 (535 amino acids)
Biological process (GO): regulation of DNA-templated transcription
Molecular function (GO): DNA-binding transcription factor activity, RNA polymerase II-specific; zinc ion binding
Source: RefSeq, a predicted model, not a curated record
AUGCCUGAACAGUGCAAGUUCCCUAGCGGAAGUAAUUCUAAUUCUUGCGAUCAAUGUUUCCGUACGAAGCAGAGUUGCUCCAAACAUCCAAUACAAUGUCAAAGAUGCGCUGAGCUAGAAAGCUCUUGCACAUAUAGCUUUGGAAAGUUCAUGGGAAGACCCAAGCGGAACUUCAAGAGCCGUCGGCAGUUGCAGAAUGAGACAAAAAGUGGCCCGGAUCAGCCAGACACUUCGAACCGUGGGGACAAUUCAAACAUAUCAUUGGAAGGCUCUGAAGGGGUACCAAACCUGACCAUCUCAUCAACUUCAAUGACGUCAGAUGAAUCUUCAGACUGGUGGCAGUACUCUCGAGAAGACAAAGAAACGAACAAUUAUCCUUUCAGUGUGAAUGAUGUCGAGAAUCCUUCUGCAAAGCGAGAUCGAUCUCAGCAAAUAGCGCCUAAAAAGACCGCGAAGACUUCCGCAUGUGAUCAAUGCUACCGAUUCAAAGUCAAAUGUACAAGAGAGCCAGAUUGCUGUCAAAGGUGUAGUUUGAGUGGUAACUCGUGCACCUACAGUGCUGCCAUUGACGUAGAUCGAUCUCGAAAAAGAUCAGCUCCACCAACAACAGAGUCGCCCAAAAAGAAAACUUCUUUCUCGCUACAGACCAAGCCAGCUCAAACCAUGGAUGGUGUUGGCUCAAGUUCUACUACAACAGACUCGAAUUGCAAUGAGAUUGAAAAUACCUGCCACAAAGACUUGGUUACUCUGCCGCCACAGUCAAGAUAUCAAAAGCACCACAGAUUAGUUUCUGCGCCCGAGAUUCCUACUUCUUGUCAGCCAAUUUCGGCUCUACGUGAACCGACUCAUGUCAUAGAUGAGUGUGAUAUUUCUUUCCACGAGUCUUCUCACUACUAUAGCGAUAGUCUUCUCAGUAUGCCACCACUAGACAUAUUUUUUGGUAAUGAAAAUCCUCCACAUGAUAUUAACUUCGAUAUCGGCGGAGAUGAAAGUCACGAGCAAUCGCACGGAAGUGAAGUACCUUCUAAUAAUGAAAACAAUUUUGACCCUAUUCUGGCAGACAGAAUUUCAGGAGGUUGUAACUGCCUUCAAUCCGCACUUUUGAGUCUCUCAAAUUUGCAUGCUGUCGUCUGCGGUAAUCUCAAUUCAUCAUUAGAUGGUAUAUUUGCCGCAGCACGAAAUGGUCUGUUCAUUUGCGAAACUCUAAACCUGGCUCAGUGCUCUUCUUGCGAGCUCAGUUCCACUUCAACAUUGUUGAUGCUUUGCGUGGCGAUUUUGCAGCAAGUAUACAAUGCCUACGAGUUACUUGCCAAUCCUACCGGCCUAUCCACGAAGGACUUGAACGGGGCUGACAAAAAAAUGACAUUGAGCAUAAAGAUUGGAGCCAUGGAGUUCACUGACAUUGGACAUAAUCCAAGUAUCUUGAACGCCGUUCUCAAGACGGAGAAGGCAAAAGCGGAAAGGAUCUGUGUGGAGCUGGAGAAAACGGUCACCAAUGCUCAAUGUAGGGAUCCUGCUGGAGUCGGAAAGGAAGAGACUAUGGUGCGCGAUGGGCUGGUUAGCUUGAUUGAGAUCUUCCGUGGGCGGUUCAUCACUGAAGUGGCGUAG